AUGGAGGCUAUGAUUCUGAAGCCAUUCACCAAAUAUUUUGAGCCAAGGCCAAGCGUAAGGGCCUAUGGAAGCGAUGAUGUUGGUCUUAAAGGAAAUAAGAAACCAUUCACUAGUGGUACUUUUGAGCUAAGGCCAAGCAUAACAGCUUAUGUCAGUAGUGAUUUUGAACCGAGGCCAAGCGUAACAGUCUAUGGCGACGAUGAUGUUGGUCUUAAAGGAGAGAAGACAUCAUUCACCAGUGAUUUUGAACCAAGGCCGAGUGUAAAGGCUUAUGUGGGUAGUGAUUUUGAAUCGAGGCCAAGCGUAAUGUUUUAUGCUGGCGACGAUGCUGGUCUUAAACGAGAGAAGAAGUCAUUCACCAAUGAUUUUGAAUCGAGGCCGAGCCUAACGGUCUAUGGAGGCGAUGAUGCUGAUCUUAAAGCAGUGAAGAAAUAA
Messenger RNA from Hibiscus syriacus, 435 nucleotides. Its product is annotated as organ-specific protein S2-like. Lineage: Eukaryota; Viridiplantae; Streptophyta; Magnoliopsida; Malvales; Malvaceae. The record is from RefSeq and is a predicted model, not a curated record. The coding region runs from base 1 to 435 and encodes 144 amino acids. The transcript has 2 exons.